Molecule: messenger RNA, 1647 nt
Organism: Peronospora matthiolae
Lineage: Eukaryota; Oomycota; Peronosporomycetes; Peronosporales; Peronosporaceae
Source: the annotation of a GenBank genome assembly
AUGGACCGCUCUCAGACGAGCAAAGGAGCCGACGCCUCGCGCAAGCGCAAGCGCGGGGCGCUCCAGGACAUCAGCAACAGCUCCGCGAAGAUGUCGCAGCCGCAAGAGGACGUGUCGCAGCGUUGCUACAGCCUCGUCCAGAAGGAGCCAACCGCCGAAGCCGCAGUCAAGGCCAAGGCCAAGCAGCCAAAGGCGCCACGGGCGUCGACGCGGCGCCGUUCUGUGACUGCGUCCAGUCUCUCGACACUCGAGAGCUCCAAGGCGGCGGCGGCGGCGGCUAAGAGGCAGACGAGCAAACGCGUUUAUGGGAGCAAAAAGACGGACGGGACGCGCGUUAAGAAGCGGAAAGGCGAGGGAGGGGAGGCGUCGAUCGUGCAUCAGAAGGUCCAGACGAGUAUCUUGUCGUUCCAAGCUGCUGCUGUGAAGGUGAAGGAGGGGGCGGACGACGUGGGGACGGAGGAGAGGGGGGAGACGGUCGUGAUGGAGGAGGACGUGAAGACGGGAGCGGUAGCAGAUGCUGAACUCGGCAAGGAGGGAGCGACUUCUUUGAUUGACAAGGAGGUGGAGGAGAGUGAAGACGGGCGAGAAGAAAAGACGCGGGAAAUUCAGGUUGUCUCGAAGUGUGUGGCGCACACUACGACAUCUACUGCUGCUGCUGCUACUACUGCUGUUGCUGCUACUGCUGCUUCCGAGCCUCGGGAUGUGUAUACGCCUCGUCCGUAUACUUUUACGUACGACCACAAGAGGUCGUGUUUUGACAAGGAGACGUAUGCCGCGACUAUUUGUGAUAUUGACGCUCCGUCUGCUACAACGAGCUCGCACCACGCAAAGCUCGUACGGGAGCUGGACACGUACUACCGGAAACACGAAUCGAAGUAUUUGCCCGAAGCCGAUUACAUUGGUACGGUCCAAAUGGACAUUAACGAGAAGAUGCGGACGAUCUUGAUUGACUGGCUUGUCGAGGUCGGCGAGGAGUACAAGCUGGACUCGCAGACGUUUCACAGGGCUGUGAAUUUGGUGGACCGCUGUCUCAAGAAGAUCCGGAUCAACCGCAAGCAGUUCCAGCUGCUUGGGUGUGCGUGUAUGAUGAUCGCCGCAAAGUUCGAUGAAGUCUACGGUCCAAACGUCGAGGAUUUUGUCUAUAUUUCCGACCAGACGUAUACUGCAGAUGAGAUGCUUGACAUGGAAGCACAAGUGCUCAGCGCACUCGAAUAUCGCAUCGCAUCGACUACUUGCUAUGGUUUCAUGCAUCGCUACACGCAAGCAGGGUGUGCAACGGACAAGCAGCGGUCAUUGGUGUCGUACCUAUGUGACUUUGCACUACUGUAUUACCACAUGGUACGGUUGAAACCGUCCAAGCUGGUGGCAUCUGCUGUCUAUCUCACUCGUGUUACCACGGGUGAGAUUGAGGCAUGGACGCCUACAUUGCACCAUGUCACCAAGUAUAAUCCCGUAGAUAUUCAGGACUGCGUCGAAGAGCUCCACCGUCUUCACUCGAUUGAGUCUGAGGUAGUGGAUUCCCAGCGCGAUAAAGCGAAAGCUGUGAGCGAAAAGUACCUGGCGGACAAGUUCCACCAGGCCAGCAGUAUUCCAGCCUGCAGCAAGAGUCAGCUGACGGCCUCGUUUCCUCAAUACAAGCCUUCUUAA